Molecule: messenger RNA, 1708 nt
Organism: Pipistrellus kuhlii (Kuhl's pipistrelle)
Lineage: Eukaryota; Metazoa; Chordata; Mammalia; Chiroptera; Vespertilionidae
Gene: CUNH20orf204
Product: chromosome unknown C20orf204 homolog
Exons: 4
Coding region: 969-1550 (193 amino acids)
Source: RefSeq, a predicted model, not a curated record
CCCUGCGUGGAGAGGCCGGUGGCUGGUGAGGCCCGGCACCCUGAGCUUCGUGGCGCUCCUUCGUCUGUGCCGAGGAAACGGGCUCAGGGAGGGACAGACAAGUCGCUGGCUGUGGCCACAGGGACGUGGGUGGUCGUCUGCGCCCCGAGCGGGGCGUGUCUUCUGGGCACCCCCUCUGGCUUUGAUGUCCGGUGAGCUUCCUGCGGGAAUGGAAAGUCCAGAGCAUCAGGAUCUUCCGCGGGAAUGUCUUGGGCGUCCUUUUCGCAGAUGCUUGGCGGCACAUUCUUUCUCUCCUUGGGAAACACUUCAUCUCCACCCCUGGCGAGUGGGUCCCAGAGGCUGUCCCUGUCCUCCGGGCAGCCAGGGGGGCAGCAGCUGGCCAGGUGCGGGGCCAGCGGGAAGUCCCAUGCAGGGACCUGCUGGGGGUGGUGCUGGCGUGGAGGGAUAAAGUCCCCUCGCUGCUGCUGUGGCCAGGUUCCUGGGAGAAACAGCCCUGCCAGCCUGAGGGAGACCCAGAUGGGGGGUGCAGGUGGUCCCCUGCUUGGCUCCCCUUCCCCACCUGGCUGUACUGCCCACUGGGCACCCCACCCCACCCCCUUUGGGAUAGCACAUGUCUGUGGGGCUGGUGACUCAAUCCAGGACCCACUGGGUGGGAAGAGAGCCCAGCACUGCUGGGUCCAGGGUCAGGUUAAUUGGAGAAGCGAUUGGAUACGGAGUUGGGAGAGGGAGGGGGCAGGCUGGGAUCCUGGGGCCUCCCUCCUCCCUCCCUCCUUUGCUGGAGGAGCCAACUUCAAAAGCCUUGUCCGCCUGCCGCCAGCCCAGCCACAGCCGCCCUGCUGCCGCGCGUCCGGGGACGCCUUCGGCUGGACUGGCUGGGCUUGGAGAGGUUCCUGCGCCCCACUGAGGACCCGGGAUCAUGCUGGAGGCUCCCAGGCGGGAAUGAGGGAGGGCCUGCCCCUGAGAGGCCCAUGGUAACCCCCAAGCCCAUGCUCUGGGCGCUCCUGCUGGCGCUGCUAAGAACCUCGGUCCCCACCCAGCCCGGUGCCUGCAGUGUCCCCGAUGUGCUGCGCCACUACCAGGCCGUCAUCUUCGAGGACCUGCAGGCCGCUGCGAGGCGGGCAGGGCCCGGGGCUGCAGGGGACGGGCCAGGCCCCAGACAGCUCCGUUUCGUUGAGAAAAACCAGACUGACGCCGUGGCCCCUGGACGGCGGGGUCGGGUGGGGCCCUCCUGUGGCGCCCAGAAGGAGCACAGCAUUCUCGCGUCCAUCGCGGCCCUGGGCCGGGCCCUGCGCGGAGCGGUGGCGGGGGCGCCCCGCGGGGCCCUGGAGAGAGCCGCCUGGACCGUGGCCCUGCGCACCGAGGCGGUGAUGCGGCGCCACUGCCGGCCGCUGCGGCAGCCGAGCCGCCCGGGCUGGUGGGCCCAGCCGCGCACCGGGCACCGGCACCCGCACCGCGGCCGGAGGCGGCGCCUGCUGCGGGCCCUGGACGCCGUCGCCACCUGCUGGGAGAAGCUCUUCGCCCUGCGCGCCCUGGGCAGCCGGGGCCCCUAGCUCGCCUGCAAGCAGCCUGUGCUGGAUGGAGCAGUUACCGGGAGUCUCCGUGUGACCACCGGGGGCUCCGUGUGGGCCUGGCGGGCCAUUGAGCCCACCCAGGGCCCGGGGCCUGGAGACCGAGCCCUGUCCGGGCCCAGCGCGCUCCCCCAGAGGCU